Prorocentrum cordatum is the source of this 337-nucleotide messenger RNA. The record is from the annotation of a GenBank genome assembly. Lineage: Eukaryota; Dinophyceae; Prorocentrales; Prorocentraceae.
AUGGGCUGCUCCAGCAGCGGGCUCCGUGCGGAGGGCGGGGCGCGGCGGCGGCGUCAGUCUUACAGCCCCCUGGCGCCGCCAGAGAGCGCCGAGCCCGGCUCGGAGGCCACGCCAGAGGAAGCCCGUGGAGUUCUGGCGCAGGCUGUCACCACGCUCGAGCGGCGGAACUCGCUGACGGACUGCACCGUGACGGAGGUGAUCCCCCCGUCGCUUGCCGACAGGACGUGCCUGCUGGGCCCCGCCGCGCCCUGCGAGGACGAGGGCGCCUCCUGCGGGCGGCAGCUGCGCGACGCGGGCGGCCUCGCCUGCGCCCCCGCGGCCGGCCCCGUGGCCGCAG